This is a messenger RNA of Volvox carteri f. nagariensis, 1246 nucleotides long. RefSeq lists its product as uncharacterized. NCBI's taxonomy places the organism in Eukaryota, Viridiplantae, Chlorophyta, Chlorophyceae, Chlamydomonadales, Volvocaceae. The transcript has 5 exons. Gene Ontology annotation, cellular component: TRAPP complex; cytosol; cis-Golgi network membrane. Gene Ontology annotation, biological process: endoplasmic reticulum to Golgi vesicle-mediated transport; intra-Golgi vesicle-mediated transport. The record is from RefSeq and is a predicted model, not a curated record. Bases 70 to 477 code for a protein of 135 amino acids.
GGUUCGAUCGUCCGGCAGCUCAUAUCAGAUUUCGAGGACAUUGAGGAGGUCAACAAGCAAUUAGAGCAGAUGGGCUACAAUAUGGGUAUCCGCCUUGUGGAUGAGUUCCUAGCCAAGGCCAAGAUCACUCGCUGCUCGUCCUUCCGGGACACUGCCGAGGUGGUUGCCAAGCAGGCUCUCCCCAUGUUCCUGAACGUCAGUGCCAGUGUGGCCAACUGGAGCCCGGAUCAAACCGAGUGUAGUCUGAUUCUGACGGACAAUCCCCUGGCUGACUUCGUGGAGCUGCCGGAGGAGUACCGGGACCUUAAGUACUGCAAUGUGCUGGCAGGGGUGGUGCGGGGGGCCUUGGAGAUGGUAAAUAUGGAUGUGGAGUGUCGCUGGUUGUCUGACAUGCUCAAGGGUGACGACUGCUACGAGCUGCGUGUGAAACUCAAGGAGCACCGAGAUGAGAAGUUUCCGUAUAAAGAUGAUGAUUGACGGGUUCUUGCAAUUGUACGACCAUAUGAAGUGCGAGGGAUACAUCGUUUUCUGUAGGUCUUGACUGCAAUCCGCACGGGGCCCUCUCUCCACCUAUGUGCUGUCUGCCCAUAUGUAUGUAUGUAUGUAUGUCACAACUCUUGUAGGGAGGGUAAGAUGUGAGGGGAUGUAGGGAUACGUAGAGAUUGGACGGAGACCCGCGCUCCGUCUGGUACGAGCUCGCCCUUCAAAAAGUGAACGCACACCCAUAAAUGGGGUAGAAGUGGAACCUUACCGAUGUGUUUCCAAAACGCCACCGUCCCCCACUACGCCACAAGGUUCCCCUCCAUCGGUGACUGCGGCCCUUCGGUGCACCCGAACAUGUGUGUUGGUGGCUGGCAAGGGACGCUGGUGACGUGAAGAGACGCCUCGCGGCUGUGUGCAGGCGAAGGUUGAGUGGAUGAUGAUCGCUCAAGACGUUCAACUCACCCCACAAAUUCAGGACUUAAAGGGUGUCUAGAUGCUCGAGGAUGCAAUACAUAGGUUCAUAGAACUACGACACUAAACAGAGUUAGAAAACGUAUGGGCUCCAUACCUGUCUCCGGGCACCCGCCCAUUGACAAUUGCGGUACCAGUGUCAUAGCACAUCUGUGCCAACCGCCGCCCGCAAGAAUUGAUGCCGGCAUCUCUAUUCGCGCACGUGAUGCCUAGGAGGGGAUGCGCCUCUGCACUGAACGUUUCGGGCAGAUCUGGAGUAGUCGCUGUACGGGCAUUAAAAUCACCCGCAAGU